AUGGCUCCAAAGGGUGCGUCGGCAAAGUCGGCAAAAGGCAGCAAAAGCAAGAAGACAACAAAUACGCCCAAGAGAAAUGAUACACCCCCGCGCUCGGGAAGACAAGAGGUGACAGAUGUCUCCGCCAAAAUUCCGCUGGAACUACAGCAGCUCCUGCUGAACAUCUUUCGGAGCGCUUUCCCGAGCCGAUUUGGCUCCGAUCUGAAGCCUCUGCUCCAAGAGGUAAAACAGCAUUUGUAUAACCGCGACUUCCUCACUGCUUUCGGAAAAGAUGAGUAUCUUGAAGCCUACGUCGUCCGCUGGAGCCCAAGCCGCGCCCUGGGCUACCUGCAAAUUUUCAAUGAUCUGGAGGACCAUUUUCGGCCAAUUCACAAGUCCAGCCCCUGGACAGUCGUUUGUCUGGGUGGCGGAGCUGGCGCAGAGAUUGUCGGUCUCGCCGGUUUUCUAAAGCAGUUGGUCCAGGAAGAUACACCAUCUGGGGAAGAGGAAUCGCCAGAGUCGUCAGAUGCUGCCGUGUCAGCACCGAAGUUCGAGAUCUCGGCCAUCGAUAUAGCCAACUGGACGCCCAUCGUGACAAGUCUCCAGACCGCAAUCACCACCGCCCCGCCGCUUUCUAAGUACGCGUCCGCUGCGGCUAAGGAAAGCAACGUAGAGCUACUGCCUCCGCAUCUCUUCAAAACUGCAUCUCUCCAACAAGAUGUCCUUACAAUGUCUGCAGAAGAUCUCUCUGCUCAAUUGCAGAAUGCCGAUCUUGUCACAAUCAUGUUCACCCUGAAUGAGUUGUACAGCACCUCGUUGGCCAAAACGCAAGCCUUUCUCAUGAGGCUCACUGGAAGUCUGCAGCAGGGCUCUUUGCUCCUUGUCGUGGACAGUCCGGGAAGUUACUCCACCGUGACGCUCAACGGCGCUGAAAAGCAAUAUCCUAUGCACUGGCUGCUCGAUCACACCCUCUUGUCAGUUCCGAAGGAUGCGAAAUCGACGGCGGACGGGCCAGAGUGGGAGAAGGUGCUUUCGGACGAGUCCAGGUGGUUUAGGCUUCCGGAAGGACUGAAGUAUCCGAUCGAUCUGGAGAAUAUGCGAUACCAGAUCCACCUCUAUAGGCGAUUACCAUGA
This is a messenger RNA of Lasiodiplodia theobromae, 1113 nucleotides long. RefSeq lists its product as uncharacterized. Bases 1 to 1113 code for a protein of 370 amino acids. NCBI's taxonomy places the organism in Eukaryota, Fungi, Ascomycota, Dothideomycetes, Botryosphaeriales, Botryosphaeriaceae. The transcript has a single exon. The record is from RefSeq and is a predicted model, not a curated record.